CCAUCUCGAACCUUACCCACCCCGGCCGGGCAGCUCUUGCCCGCACCAAUCCAUUGCUGCCGCCAGCGCCAGCCAGGCAUCCAGGCCAGCCAGCAACCUUUGGACCUUACCUGGCACAGCAGCUCCAGCUCCUGCGAGACACGCCCCGCGCUGACAGGCGGCAGACAGACCUACGCACGCACGCAAGCGGUCCAGUCCAGUCAACGAAAACUCGCCCUCCUUGCCACCAAACCGUUUCACGUAAUUGCCCACCAACGACAUCCCAUCUCUCAUCUACCUUCGCCUUUUCCACUCCUCGUGCGACCGGGUACAUGACCUACUCCUCAGUCUUACCGACACCUCUGUCCUGUACUUUUUACGGCGCAGCACAAUCUGACGGCGCACCGCAUCCGCACCUCCCCUCGCCGUUCGCUGCCCAAGUACAAGCAAGGCGACCCGCCAGGCCCGUCCGUGUCAUCCCUUCCGAUCCCACGACGCAUGGGGUAGGACGAUCACUUCGCCACACGUCAUUUGAAGACGACACCGCCCUCCCGCGCUCCCCGAACCUCGACCCCUAAAUCAUCCACCAACAGCACCUCCAAGCUAGACCAGCCGCUGUCAAUUGCUGCGAAACGGGCUCGCCUAGUGUCAUGGCCUCGACGUCGAACCACCGCGCGCGUGGUUCCGACGACUUUGGUGUCUUCGACGAUGCCAAAACCUACUACGCCUCCGAGGAGCGCCAUACAAACCGCUUCGGCGCCCGGACCCGGACCUUUUCGCAGAACAGCAUCUUGAAGCAAUUUGAGCGAGUUGGGCUGCGAGAGCCCUUCCGCCGCGGAAGCCAUGACGAAUCAACCAUUCCCCACGGCCGGCGAUUUCUCAUUCAGGUCGACGCCACCCUCAACAGUCUCCGCGAGCAAGAAGACACAGACAACAACAUGCAGAUCACAAUCGAGGACAACGGCCCCAAGGUCCUGUCGCUGCGGACAGCCGCCUCUGCCGGCCACAACCGAUUCGACGUUCGAGGCACGUACAUGCUGUCAAACCUGCUUCAGGAAUUGACCCUGGCCAAGGAGUAUGGCCGCAAGCAGAUUAUCCUCGACGAGGGCCGGUUGAACGAGAAUCCGGUGGACCGUCUGUCGCGCCUGAUUCGGGACCACUUUUGGGAUGGCCUGACGCGGCGUAUCGAUGCAUCGACCAUUGAGAUCGCCGCCCGGGAUCCCAAGGACUGGACCGACGACCCACGGCCACGCAUUUACGUGCCCGUCGGUGCCCCAGAGCAAUUCGAGUAUUACACCAGGGUGGCCAAGGAGCGCCCGGAGAUUCGACUGGAUGUCCAGCUCCUACCAGCCAACAUCACUGCCGAGGUGAUUCGGGACAUGAACGACAAGCCCGGUUUGCUGGCCGUGGCGGUCGAGAAGAGCGAGGACGAGCACAACAACGUUAUGCUCAAGGGCCUGCCAUUUGUCGUGCCAGGGGGGCGCUUCAACGAGUUGUACGGGUGGGACAGCUACAUGGAGUCGCUGGGCUUGCUCGUCAACGACAGGGUGGAUUUGGCCAAAGCCAUGGUUCUGAACUUUUGCUUUUGCAUCGAACACUACGGCAAAAUCCUCAACGCCACGAGGUCGUACUACCUCGGUCGAUCGCAGCCGCCAUUCUUGACGGACAUGGCGCUGCGCGUAUACGAGAAGAUCAAGCAUGAACCUGACGCCAAGGAGUUCCUGCGCCGGGCGAUCUUGGCCGCCAUCAAGGAGUAUCACAGCGUGUGGACCAGCGACCCGCGGCUUGAUCCGGUCACGGGGCUCUCGAGGUACUGUCCUGAAGGCGUGGGCGUCCCUCCUGAGACGGAAGCGGGUCAUUUUGUGCACAUUCUCGAGCCUUACGUGAAGAAGUACAAGAUGGAGUUCAACGAGUUCAUGCGGGCUUAUAACCACGGCGAGGUCAAGGAGCCGGCCCUCGACGAGUACUUCAUGCACGACCGGGCAGUGCGCGAGUCGGGACAUGACACGACGUAUCGGUUUGAGGGGAUCUGCGCUAACCUGGCGACGAUUGACCUGAACUCACUUCUGUUCAAGUACGAGACCGACAUUGCUCGCACGAUCCGUGGCGUGUUUGGCGACAAGCUGGUCGUUCCGUCUGAAUUUUGCGCCGGCACGCCGUACCAGGCGGACGAGGUCCUUUCGUCGGCGGCAUGGGACCGGCGCGCCAAGCGGCGCAAGCUGAUGAUGGACAAGCUCAUGUGGGAUGAAGAGGAGGGCAUGUUCUUUGACUACGACUUCGUCAAACAGGAGCGAUGCUCAUACGAAACGGCGACGACAUUCUGGGCCAUGUGGGCAGGCAUCGCCUCGCCCAAGCAGGCCGCCGAAAUGGUCCGCAAAGGGCUGCCCAAGUUCGAGGCGUUUGGAGGUCUCUUGGCUGGCACAGAGAAGUCGCGCGGCGAGAUUGGGCUGGAGCGUCCGAACCGACAAUGGGACUUUCCGUACGGCUGGGCGCCACAGCAGAUGCUGGCGUGGACGGGGCUGCUGCGGUACAGCUUUACGGAGGAGGCGGAGAGGCUGGCUUACAAGUGGCUCUUCAUGAUCACCAAGGCGUUUGUCGACUUCAACGGCGUCGUGGUGGAAAAGUACGACGUGACGCGGCCGGUAGACCCACACCGAGUCGACGCCGAGUAUGGAAACCAGGGCCUCGACUUUAAGGGCGUGGCUAAGGAAGGGUUCGGCUGGGUCAACGCCAGCUACGUGUACGGACUGCAGAUUGUCGAUGCGCACAUGCGGCGGGCGCUGGGGACGCUGACGCCGUACCCGACAUUUAUCAGGGCAGUGGAGCAGAACAAGGAGAAGGCGCUGGCGGACUUUGCUCUGCCAUGAGGCAUGGGACUGCAUUGGCUGGCUGUCUUUUUUUUUUUUUUGGCGAUACAUACAAUUCGGGAUUGUGUUGGUCGCUGGCACGUCGAUGGUAGAGUACUUUGCGCGGCAAGCAAGCACGGGAUUGCAUGAACGCAUUUCAGAGAAGACAGACGAAGAAGCAAGGUCAGCUCUGGAUAUCGCAGGAUGGGCAUUGACGAGACGGUAGAGGAUGCUAGAUGUCAAGAGUCAUGGAUACAGUACAAACGCAGUCUAAUAGCGGCGACGAUGAUGUGGAGUUUUGGAGCAGAGCUCAGCUUAGUAGGCGGGACUGACACAUGCCGACGGCUGUUUUGGGGUUGAGUCAGGCACGAGACGUUGGCCAUGUGACAGCGGCGAUCGAGACGCAAGUUGCGUAGUUGCUUGUUGACUCUUGCGUGCAUGCCGUUGGUCAGCCUGCCGGUAGCUUUUGCUCCUCAGCCUGCAUUGGGGUGCAUUGCCGGGGCUGAUGUCGAUGAGGAGAGUCGGGGUUCACGAGCCGACGACACGAGUCUACGAUUCCAGAUCGGAUGCGGUCGAAUUGGCUGACAUGGUGACUUGUUUCGUGCUUCGCAC
Messenger RNA from Purpureocillium takamizusanense, 3437 nucleotides. RefSeq names its product Alpha,alpha-trehalase. The record is from RefSeq and is a predicted model, not a curated record. The coding region runs from base 630 to 2846 and encodes 738 amino acids. NCBI's taxonomy places the organism in Eukaryota, Fungi, Ascomycota, Sordariomycetes, Hypocreales, Ophiocordycipitaceae. Gene Ontology annotation, cellular component: cytoplasm. Gene Ontology annotation, molecular function: calcium ion binding; alpha,alpha-trehalase activity. The transcript is spliced from 5 exons. Gene Ontology annotation, biological process: trehalose catabolic process.